AGCCCACCUGACUGCCGACAGACAACGUCGCCACAGCCAGUCGUGUUUCAAAGCGGAGACCGCACCAGGACACACGUUACAGUUCUAUUGGAAACGUAAAAGAGGUUAAAGUAAAGCAAGAUGGCGACGACGCAUCUCGACGUUGGACUUAGGUGCAUCAAGUAUCUACUAUGCGCCGUAAAUUCACUUUUUGUGAUAACCGGUGUAAUGAUAAUUUCCGUCGGUACGACGAUCUACGCCAUCUACGAAGAUUUUUCACACUUUUUGGACCCUAGCUACUUCUCUCCAGCUACUGUUCUUAUCGUGGUCGGUGCCAUGAUCUUUGUAAUUGCUUUUCUGGGCUGUUGCGGUGCCAUCAAAGAGAGCACUUGCAUGAUCCUUGUUUUCGCAGUCUCCUUGUCUUUGGUACUCGUGAUGGAGUUUGCAGCUGCAAUUUCAGCCUAUGCACUUCAAGGAGGAAUCAAAAGCUUAUUGGCCGAACAUAUAAACGCGACUAUGUAUGAUUACGAGCAGAAUUCCGAAGCCAAAGUGGCUGUAGAUUUCAUGCAAUCCAGGUUAAGAUGCUGUGGAUUUGAUAGCUAUCUGGAUUGGAAGAAUGUUCUGUCCGAUGAAACAAAUGGGCAAGGUGUACCGGAUUCUUGCUGCGCUUGGAAUACCGUGGUUAAUGAAUUUAAUAAUAUUACCGAAUGUGCAGGAAUUUAUGAAGAGGGUUGUAUAGGUCGUCUGUCCAUCAUUGUUCAUCGUAGCGCAUUGUAUCUGGGAACUGGUGCCAUUGCUAUUGCACUGAUACAAAUGACUGGAAUAAUGUUUGCCUGUAUGCUUGGCAAAGCUGUCAGACGUCAGAAAAUCGAGAGGGAAAGACGUCGUUGGGAACUGAGGGAAAGCAUUGUUAACGGAUACGAGCCAAUUGGAAAGACGGAUCCGCUUACGACAUAUCCGGUUGUCUAUAUGCAAUCGCCAGACUAUCCUUUGAAGAAAGAGUCUAUUUAAAGGGAAUAAGAUAAUUAUUAUUUAAAUAACGAGUACUGGCCAAACGCCGAAAUUACUACUGAAGACACCGUACUAGUAGAGUAUUAGAAAUUGAAGAUUAAUAAUUUUUGUCAAAAUAUUUUUAAAAAAGUAUUGAACGAGUGGUCAUGUAAGAUUGACGAAGGAAAGAGAGAAGUUACAAGCAUCGGACGUGUUCUCCUUUUUUUUUUUUAAAGAGAAACCAUACAUUCAUACGCAAAGCCACUUUCCGAGUGACUGAUAAAGAUAGGAAGGAGUCGGUGGGACUGAUAAUAGUAUUUCAUUUUUUUGUUAAUCUAAAAAACAAGCCUGUAAGGUAUAAAUAAAAAUAGCCUUCAUGACUCAGA
Molecule: messenger RNA, 1355 nt
Organism: Cephus cinctus (wheat stem sawfly)
Lineage: Eukaryota; Metazoa; Arthropoda; Insecta; Hymenoptera; Cephidae
Product: CD63 antigen
Exons: 5
Coding region: 121-990 (289 amino acids)
Cellular component (GO): membrane
Source: RefSeq, a predicted model, not a curated record